Molecule: messenger RNA, 2190 nt
Organism: Penicillium antarcticum
Lineage: Eukaryota; Fungi; Ascomycota; Eurotiomycetes; Eurotiales; Aspergillaceae
Product: alpha,alpha-trehalase
Exons: 5
Coding region: 1-2190 (729 amino acids)
Biological process (GO): trehalose catabolic process
Cellular component (GO): cytoplasm
Molecular function (GO): calcium ion binding; alpha,alpha-trehalase activity
Source: RefSeq, a predicted model, not a curated record
AUGAGCUCGCCAAAUGACCGUCCCCGGACUGGCUCCGUCGAUCCUUAUGCCAAUCCUGAUGUUUAUUACGGAACAGGAGACCAAGUUGAUCGUUUCAAGUCUCGCAGACGCGCUUUCUCUGCUAGCUUGAAUAACUAUACUCGUGACGAUAUCAAUCAAUUCUUCGGCAAUAUUCCUUCACGGCGCGGUAGUCACGAUGAGGCGUCGGGACAACCUAGAAAAUUCCUUAUCCAUGUGGAUGAGACUCUCGAGGCGCUCCUGAAGCAGGAGGACACGGAUAGUAAUAUGCAGAUCACAAUUGAGGACCUGGGACCUAAGGUACUCUCGGUCGGAACUGCGGCAUCAUCCGGAUACAAUCGAGUCGAUGUGCGGGGCACAUACAUGCUCUCUAACCUUCUACAGGAGCUUACAAUUGCUAAAGACUACGGUCGGAAGCGUCUCAUUCUGGACGAAGCACGUCUGAGCGAGAACCCAGUGUCUCGGCUCUCGCGCAUGAUUAAGAAUUCCUUCUGGGAUGCGCUUACUCGACGCAUUGAUGGUCAUAACAUUGAAGUGGCGGGUAAGGAUCCAAAGGACUGGACUUCAGACCCUCGUCCUCGGAUCUACGUCCCGCCAGGCGCUCCUGAACAGUUCGAAUAUUAUGAAAACAUUGCCAAGGAGCAUCCCGAGCUGCGCCUUGAUGUGCAGCUGCUUCCUGCUGAGAUUACCCCGGAUUAUGUGAUGAAGCUUAACGACAAGCCUGGUUUGUUGGCACUGGCUAUGGAGAAAAAGAUGAACGAGUCAACUAUGAAAGAAGAGCUUGUCGGUGUGCCGUUCGUUGUGCCAGGUGGCCGUUUCAACGAGCUUUAUAACUGGGAUAGUUAUAUGAUGGCCAUAGGACUGCUCUCCAAUGAUCGUGUUGAUCUUGCCAAGGGCAUGGUCGUUAACUUCUGCUUUGAGAUCAAGCACUAUGGAAAGGUCCUCAACGCCAAUCGAUCCUACUACCUCACUCGUGCGCAACCUCCAUUUUUGACAGACAUGGCAUUGCGCGUGUAUGAGAGAAUCAAAACGGAGCCUGACUCGAAGGAAUUCCUGCGCAACUCCGUUCUCGCCGGUAUUAAGGACUACAACAGUGUCUGGGUUUCUGAGCCUCGCCUGGACCCUGUGAGCGGUCUUUCGCGCUAUCGCCCCGAAGGCUGGGGCGUACCACCAGAGACCGAACCAUCUCACUUCUUGCAUAUUCUCACCCCAUACGCGGAGAAGCAUGGCAUGACAUUCGAGGCGUUUGUCAGAGCAUACAACCACAGAGAAAUUGUCGAGCCUGAGCUGGACGAGUAUUUCUUGCAUGACCGAGCAGUCCGUGAGUCUGGUCACGACACCAGCUACCGACUGGAAGGUGUAUGCGCCAACCUCGCGACAGUAGACCUCAACUCCCUCCUGUACAAAUACGAAGUCGACAUCGCGCGCAUCAUCCGUGUUCAUUUCAACGACAGACUCGAAAUUCCCCACGAAUUCCGCACACCACUCACAAGAGAUAUCGAGUUCGAGACUUCCGCAGUAUGGGACAGACGUGCACGCAAGCGUAAGGCGCGCAUGGAUCAGCUCUGCUGGGACCCAGAGAAGGGUAUGUACUUCGACUACGACACUGUCAAGAAAGAACGCACGAACUACGAAUCCGCAACAACCUUCUGGGCCAUGUGGGCCGGUCUCGCAUCCCCAGCCCAAGCCGCAGCUCUGGUCUCCAAGGCCCUGCCGCGCUUCGAGGCAUUCGGCGGUCUUGUCUCCGGCACAGAGGAGUCCCGCGGUGCUACUAGUCUGAAGCGGCCUAACCGGCAGUGGGAUUACCCCUACGGCUGGGCGCCGCAGCAGAUCCUCGCCUGGACCGGUCUCCUCCGGUACGGAUACCAGGAAGAGGCUGAGCGGUUGGCGUAUAAGUGGGUGUACAUGAUCACCAAGGCCUUUGUUGAUUUCAACGGUGUUGUCGUCGAGAAGUAUGACGUUACUAGGCCCAUUGACCCUCAUCGGGUCGAUGCUGAGUAUGGAAACCAGGGUACAGACUUCAAGGGCGCUCCUCGCGAAGGGUUCGGCUGGGUUAAUGCCAGUUACGUCUACGGAUUGGAGAUUCUCAAUGCGCACAUGAGGCGCUCGUUGGGAACCAUCACUCCCUAUGAGACAUACCACAAGGCAGUUGUGGCUCAAGAUGCCUUUUAA